Cottoperca gobio is the source of this 605-nucleotide messenger RNA. Its product is annotated as guanylyl cyclase-activating protein 2-like. NCBI's taxonomy places the organism in Eukaryota, Metazoa, Chordata, Actinopteri, Perciformes, Bovichtidae. Gene Ontology annotation, molecular function: calcium ion binding; calcium sensitive guanylate cyclase activator activity. The record is from RefSeq and is a predicted model, not a curated record. Bases 1 to 573 code for a protein of 190 amino acids. The transcript has 4 exons. Gene Ontology annotation, biological process: visual perception. Gene Ontology annotation, cellular component: photoreceptor inner segment; cone photoreceptor outer segment.
AUGGGUCAAGCACAGACGAGCACAGAUCAGGAAGUGACUCUGAAACACAUCCAGGAACUUUACCGCAAAUUUGCGAGCGAAUGUCCGAGUGGAAACCUGCACUUACAUGAAUUCAAGAGGAUUUUCAGAAUCAACAGCAACUCCACAGAAGAAGAAUCUGCAUAUAUUGAACAUUUGUUUCGAUCCUUUGAUACAAACAAAGAUGGUAAUCUGGACUUCAUGGAGUAUGUGGCAGCGCUGCAUCUUGUUCUUCGUGGAAAACUGGAGGACAAACUGAGGUGGUCUUUUAAAGUGUUUGACAGAGAUGGAAAUGGCUGUCUGGACAGACAGGAAGUGAGACACAUUGUCAAAAUUAUCCACGAGAUAAAGAAGCACAAGGAUUCAGGCGUCACAGGAAAUGUUGACGAUAUUUGUGACAGAAUAUUUGAUAUGGUGGACAAGAAUAACGACAGUCAGAUUUCUUUGGAGGAAUUUAUUGAGGGGGCGGAAAAGGAACCGUGGGUGAUGGAUCAGCUGAAGCUGGACAUCGGACCCUGCGACUGGUUCAUAGAUCAGCAGAAGAAGAAACCCUGAGUUGAUAAUGAACUUGAAUCUUGAAUCUUUGA